Messenger RNA from Monoraphidium neglectum, 750 nucleotides. RefSeq lists its product as hypothetical. Gene Ontology annotation, cellular component: mitochondrion. The transcript is spliced from 6 exons. The coding region runs from base 1 to 750 and encodes 249 amino acids. The record is from RefSeq and is a predicted model, not a curated record. Gene Ontology annotation, molecular function: oxidoreductase activity. Lineage: Eukaryota; Viridiplantae; Chlorophyta; Chlorophyceae; Sphaeropleales; Selenastraceae.
AUGCCUGUCCUCGCCUGCCUCACCUCGGGCCUGACCGCCUCCAUAGCCCUCGAGGAAACCGCCCGCCUGCAGCUGCCCGCCCCCUUCCCCUCCUCCCAGCGCCCGCCGGCGGGUCCACAGCGCGCCGGCGGCGCGGCGCGGCAGCCGAAGACGGUGCUUGUCACGGCGGCCGCCGGCGGCACCGGGCAGUUUGCGGUGCAGCUCGCGAAGCUGGCGGGCUGCAGGGUGGUGGCGACGUGCGGCGGCGACGACAAGGCGGCGCUGCUGCGGCAGCUGGGGGUGGAUCGCGUGAUCAACUACAGGUCUGAGGAUGUGAAGGGCGUGCUCAAGGCAGAGUACCCGGGGGGCAUCGACGUGAUCUACGAGUCGGUCGGCGGCGAGAUGUUUGACCUGUGUGUCGACGCCCUCGCCGACCGCGGCACCCUGGUAGUCAUAGGGAUGAUGUCGGCUUACUCGUCCGGCUGGCAGCGCAGCGCGCAUGAGGGGCUUGCAGAAAAGCUGCUCUGGAAAAGCGCCAGCGUGGCCGGAUUCUUCCUACUGAAGUACGCACCGCUCUGGGGCCCCCACCUCACAGCGCUGUGCGAGCUCGUUGCCCAGGGCCGCCUGCGCGCCGCCAUCGACACCCAGCGCUUCGUCGGCGUCGAGUCCGCCGCGGCUGCGGUAGACCGGCUGCAGUCCGGCGCCAGCAGCGGCAAGGUCGUGCUGCAGGUCGCGCCGGAGCUGCCCGCCGCGGCGGUCGCAGGGCUGUAG